Molecule: messenger RNA, 2148 nt
Organism: Esox lucius (northern pike)
Lineage: Eukaryota; Metazoa; Chordata; Actinopteri; Esociformes; Esocidae
Exons: 2
Coding region: 1057-1866 (269 amino acids)
Source: RefSeq, a predicted model, not a curated record
CCACUCCCAAGCUGGGGACGGCUUCAGGUCUCUCCUAAUGCUGUGCAUGGCACAGGGCGUUGUAAACAGGGAGUAUGUAGGGGGUAAAUGAACUGCCUAGGUCAGCACCUCUAGAGAAGAAACAGCAUGUGACUAAUGAACAAGAAUCAUAUAUACUUUUCAAUGGGCUUUCCACUGGGGUUCGAGGAUCUAUAGAGGUCUGAAUAUAUGCAAACUGAACUGCUAAUUAAACACGUUCAAUACUGCUCAUAAUGCCAUUUUAAAUGUUUACUACAUUAAACCACAGGGAUGUUAUGCUAUGGCGAUUAUAGACAACCUGAAUGUGUGGGGCUCUGAACAUUACAGUGAGUGUUGUUUUCAACACGAUUAGGCUGUUCAGUCUGUUAAGGCAGCCCAGAGGUGUGUUUGGGUCUGCUCCGCACGGUGCCGAUAGACCAAGAAAUGUGGAGUUUUAGAGAAUAGCCAGGGUGGUGCCGGAUCAUCGGGCGCACAUCAGCACCGUGCCACCGAGCCCAGAGGGCCCACCGUGGAAGAUCUGUGGGCUGCCGAAACGGCCAACAGCACCAUGCGCCACACUUGAAGAUCGUCAGGGCUCGUCAGGUGAAGCUUGAAAAGGGACCUCAAGAGAGGUGAGGGGAGAGGUGUGUGUUCUCAGUGGUUACAGAUGAAGACCCAGAAGCCCAACACCAGCUGUGAGGGCUGUGUCAAUAAACACCUUUGGGCAGCUCACGCCAGACCUGUACUCGCUCUGCAUGUCCACCCGUUACAAAAGACACGCUUUGAUAUGUAGAAACAACACGUGCAAAAUAUUUUUCCAGUACAUGAGGAUUUAGGUGUGCCACCGCACAUCUGUUUAUGUUGGAUAAAGUGGUUAACAGUGCUCAAUGGUCGCCAGGGAGAUCUGAGGUAAACAAUACUACAGCUCAAGAAAACUGAGGUGAUCUUUCAGUUUGAGGUGAUCUUUCUGAGUUGGGUAUUUCUGAGUUACAUAUUACUAUCAUGUCUGUAGUUGUGUCUUUGUAUACUUAUUUAUCAUAAGUCAUUUAUGUCGUAUUUAUGGGCCGACCACUGCUUUGGUCUGGGUGCCGGCACCACAUUGGUGAGGUCCUCCUGAACCAGGUUUUCACAGACCUGAAGGUGGAGUCAUCACGCUCGCCAGAGGUUACCUUGUUCACACGUCUGAGAGAGAAAUGGAACCUGUUACCACAAGAAUCCAGAAGCCAAUGGACCCGCUACAUUCCUGGCAACACCGAGCAACCGCUCCUGGGCAAUCUGUGUCUUGUGUUUCUGGAUGCAGAUGGUGAAGAGCAGACUGCAGUGACCUUCCAACGACCGGGGGCGCUCCACAAGGCCCGAUGGAUGGCCAAGCUGCUCUAUACUCUCAAGCUGGCUUUGAUGGAGCAGCACAUCGCGUUGCCUCCCCAGGGCACAAUCACCACACGGCAGCAGGUGCCGGAGAUUCGAGCAUUUGCCUUUUUCGUUACACACAUCUAUGCAAAGUGGUGGUUGACCUGCGAGAAAGCCGUAGAUGCUGCAUGGAAUGACCUGACACUCUACCACCACCUGCAGGCGUACAAGGCUGUAGAUGAGGGCAUUGCAGCAUCAGCGAUCAAGGCGCUGGAGAGGCAUCGCUGGUACCUGACAGGUGAGAUGCUACCCCUGGCUCUCUUCAGCAGCAAGGUGCCCAAUGAUGACAAGCAUGCACUUGCCAGAGCGAUCUUGGAGCACAAAUCCGCUGAUCUCCCCAUGCACAUCCCUGAGCAAGCCGAAGUUCCCCACCCGCAGAAUGUGCUUCAGGCAGUUGACCAUGACCGCAACCAACAGCCAAACCUUUGCCGCUGCAAAUGCAAACCAAUCCCUGAGUAGGACGGUUACUCUUGGGUGGCGGGUGGGGAGACAUAUCUGGGGGGAGACGCACUGGCUAGGUUCAGAGUUCAGGUUCCAUUUCCUCUCUCUUUCCCCCGGGUGAUGUUGCUCAGUGGAGCAGACUUUGGCACAGACUGAGCAAUUAAGUUUGAAGUUUAGUUAGUGUCAGAUCUUACCAUUAGGCCCUGUUAGUUGCCAGUGAGUUAGCCACUAGAGAGGUUUUGUUCUUUUAAGUGUGUCAGUAUCGCCCCUUGUGUUUGACAAUAAAGUCAAUUAAACUUU